AAGCGAUCGAGCAGCUUUGAAACCAACCUCUGGCGCGUCGGCAAAUCAGUUUCGGAGUAGCGUUCGGUUAGUGCAGAUCGUGUCUAUUGCUUCGCAUUGCAGUUGUUUUGUUGUCUCCACAGUUUCGCUCGGUUUGCAGUUGAAGUUGCGUUUCUUGCGGGCGCGCGCGUGUGUGCGAUUUUCCGGUUGAAGGCAAGUUGUUGUAGGUGGUCUCAGUCCGAGUAGACCGAGUGGGUCAUAGAAGUUGGGAAAAGUGGCUACGUGAAGUGUGAAUGGCGAGUGAAUUUUAAUUUGGACAAAUACAUAACAUUUUAGAAAACCGAUUUCUUACACGCCAGAGCCAGUUGAGCAAAGACACAGGGCCGCACAACUCUCGGUUGGCGUAACACUACACGCAUUGGCUAUCCAAGGGCGGAACAAUUUUCUGGAAAAGCUGCUAGGCUGCACGGAGCACGGAGGAGUGUCGCAAGACUAGAGCAGUAACGGGGAAGCUAUGAAAAAAAUUCGACGAUGGCAGCUAGUGUUUGCGGUGAUAAUAGCUCUGAUGGUACGGGUGGAUGGCUUAAAAGCGACCUCGUUGAUUUUUGGUCGCGGGCCCGCCACUUCGAGCACAUCAACCACCAGCACAACACCGGCGGCCACUUCCACCAGCACCAGCACUACCACUACCACCGAGGAGGCAUCAGAAGAGGAAGAGUCUGACGAUCAAGGUGAAGUAGCGGCCACCAAAGCGCCACUUACCGGCAUUCCACAGGUGGACUACGUGUGGGAUCCUAACUUACCGCGAGAGCUGGGAGGAUACAAUUUGUCCACCUACCCGUUUUUGGAUUCGGUUCCAGCGGAGGAAGACAUAGGAUUCACCUGCGAUCCAAAACUACAUGACGGUUUUUACGCGUCCAUCAAAUAUAAUUGCCAGCUGUACCAUCACUGCAUCCAUGGAAUUCGAUACGACUUCCUGUGUGCCAAUUAUACAGCGUUUGAUCAGAAGACCUUUAUCUGCCAUUUUGCUUCCGAAGUAGACUGCAAAAAUUCGCCGAAAUAUUGGUUUAGAAAUGAGCCAUUGUACAAAGCAACUACCACAACUACCCAAAAGCCAGCACCAACAACACCAACAACACCGGCACCAACGGCUGUUCCCUCUAGACAGAAGCCUUUGCGCAAACCAGUUCGCAGGAGGCGUCCCCAGGUAGACUACUACUAUGAAGAUGAAGAAUACGAUGACGACUACUAUGAGGAACGUCCUCGUCGUAGGAAGAAUCGACCACGUAAUCGUCGCCCAACUUACGACGACGAAUACGAAGACGAUGAACGAUUCGAUCGACGUCCUGCGGAUCGCUAUCGGGAACGUGAUCGGGAUCCUCCCGUAGAGGAAGACGACUAUGAUGAUCGUAGACCGUACCGUCCGAAGAAUAGAAAUCGUAACAAUGACAGAAGAAAUGAAGAUGAAGAUCGUCGUUACGGAUACGAUGACCGCCGAAGAGAUCGUGACCGAAGGCCAAUUGAGGACGACAGACGGAGGCCACUCGACGAAGAUCGUCGCUUAGCUAUGGAAGAGGAAAAACGUUCAACGCCGAACGAGCGAAGAAGAAGACCGAUUCCUGCUGAUGAACGAAGAGUUUCUGAUCGCAGACCUAUCGCUGACGAGUAUCGGCCGGUGAACGAAGAUCGUAGAUCUUUUGCCGAGGAUGAUAGAAGAAAGAUACCAGAGGAAAGAGCAGGUGGUAGACGUCCGUAUAACGAAGAUCGUCGGUUAGAAUAUGAGGAGGAGGAUGAAGACUUCAAUUCACGCAGACCGGAGAAAAGGCAGAAACCUCUGAAUGAUGUCGUGACCGUAAAACCCUCCGGAUCAACCAUUUAUGAUCGACCACGCGCUGCACCGAAAAUUAAUCGACCAGUGCCUCUGAAUGAGAAGAACAAAUAUUCAUACACAAAUCCAGAAGCACCGAAAAAGAAACCAACGACAACGACAGCUUCCUCCAAUGAACCCGAACCGGAAUAUUAUGACGAAUAUGAAGAUGAACCCAAGAAACCGGAGCCAGUCGUCGACAUGCCAAAAACGGUGGAUCCGGGAAAUCGAGGAACGUAUACUUACAAAGAAGACAAACGACAGAGUGCUUCCUCAGAUGUAGUUUACUACGAUGACGUGAUUGUGCCGAAAGAAUCUCUCCCUCAGAAGCCCAUUCCAGGAAACGUAAAAAAGCCUGAUGGCAUUGAACGAAUUAACACACGUGAUAACUCCGAGCUGACGAAUAGAUAUAACGAAAAAAUUCGAAGCCCUCAACGUGUCUCCAAGCCGGAAUUCGAAGACGAACCUCCGCGAAAUUCUAAACCCGAAUACGUCGACGAUGAACCAGCUGAACGAUCGAAAUCUAGACCCCAAUCUGUUUUCAACAAUUUCAAAAACAAAAAACCUCCAAUUUCGCUAGAGAAUAGGAAACCUGCUCCGGUUCAAAGCAAUCGCGACUUGGAAGCAGUGAAUAAAUCUCCAGAAGUCUCUAGACCAAUCCUUCGUGCCACUAAGCGACCAUUCCUCCCUAGCCGUGGAGGUAAUCCUUACGCAGCCCGAGGACUUCAGCCAGUAGGCGUUGCAAAACAAGUGGCAAGUCAACCGCAACGUCCCGCUCCUACUAGCAAUGACGCCGAACGGCCGGCACCGUUCCGUAUUGACGUAGACAGUUCUCCUCCCAGUUCCAUUCAGCUGGACAUGCGAACCAGUACUACUCGCCCAAAUGAAGAACGCGUAAAGACCCUCGAUCAACUGUAUGACGAAGAGUUUGACGUCACACUGAACGAUGCCUUAAAUCCAACCCUAAAACCACUGACACGAAGCGCACCGCAUAAUUUCUUCCGCAACCGGUACCAGGGCGUAGAUCCCGCUUUCGUUCCAUUCGAACCCAGUUACGCACCGUCCGAGUUUCGACGAGCGGCUGUCCGACCUCCACCGGCAAUGAUCGCGCACCACCAUCAACACCAUCCGACCGUGUACGUGAGCCAAAUCCGAGGACAUCCUGCCCAGCGAUAUGAGUACGAAUAUGAAUAUUGAACGGGUUCACGAAACGGGAAUUCGUGAGCCAAGAAAACGCAAAAGAAAACUACUCUUUUAAUUUAUUGAAAACCACGAUCCUUUUUUCACGAAAAAAAAGAAAAGAAAAUUAUUUAUUACUCAAACCUUCUGCGUGCGGGCAGAAAAGUUGACGCCAGUCCUUGUUGUGAGGAUCGUCAGUGCGGAAGAAAUGUGCUCCACCAAGCAAAAAAAAUCGGUGGUGAUAAUUAAGCGACUAAAAUUCUUGAAACAAAAAAUCUUAUCUGUACAUAUGAUUCUGCUGUAUUUUUAAAGAUAAAUACUCAAUAAAGGUGAUAUCGACGUAUUGCAAUUUAUUGCUAUCAGCAAAAUGCUAAACCUUAAACAAAACAAACAACAAUCUACUAGACGUGACGGAAGAGUAAACUGCAAUAAUGAUUUAGCUCGUAGAUAAAGUAAUACUUGUGUAAACAUCAUGCAAAAGAACUACUAUGUGACAAAUAAGAGAUAUAAACAUUAGGUAACACGAUUAGAACGAUUUGAAGAAGUGUACUGCGUAUAAGGAAAAUAAAGAAAAUUUAAUUUUCGAA
Molecule: messenger RNA, 3612 nt
Organism: Malaya genurostris
Lineage: Eukaryota; Metazoa; Arthropoda; Insecta; Diptera; Culicidae
Product: zinc finger CCCH domain-containing protein 18
Exons: 8
Coding region: 494-3043 (849 amino acids)
Cellular component (GO): extracellular region
Molecular function (GO): chitin binding
Source: RefSeq, a predicted model, not a curated record